CGACAUGCACUCGGUCAGUCUACCAGGAUUGGUGAGGUCAUGUGGGGUCAGAAUUUGGUACCCCCGGGCGCCUGUGAACUUGCCGGGUGGUACUAGUGGAUUAUAUCCAUUAAGGAGUCCUCCGAUUCUCGGCUAUGUGGGCACCAUCAAGGGCGGGAAUCAAAUGUCUGAAUAAUUUUGAAUUUUUGAAUCCUUGGGAAUGGUUAGCGGAAAAGUUUUUACGGGAAUUUGGUACGCCGCCGCCUAGUCAUCACGUCGUUUCCUCUUCCCGGAUCGGGCAGGAGUGGGCCACCCGGCUGGUCAGAUGCUCUGACAGAUGAGAAGCUCUAGAUGAAGGCCGGGCAGACGGGUCAGCUGGAGGUGGAGAAUGCCCAGCUAAUGGCUGAGCUGGAGAGGGAGCGCUCCGACCAGGCUGUUCACGCCACUACUUGGGCUGCGCAGAAACCGGAGAAGUUUGCUGCCUGGGCACUUUCUGACCGGGAGGUCGGCAUCCGGUUCUUCCAAGUGUCUCAGCAACUGAUUGAUGACAUUGGGAUCUUUGAGUUUGGGACCAGUCCGUACCAAAAGCACCGUGGGCUGUACGUGAUCUUAAGCAACCGACUGCAGGAUUUUGACCCAGUCGUUCGAACUCACAAUCUCUUUGGUCACAAUCGAGCUGUAUCUACCCAGUCUAACGCAUCUCACCAUUCUUUCUACCCGAGUAGGAAAUACGCCACCCGGGUGGGUUUUGACAGAGCAUGCCCGGGCUAUGCUUCAAAGUUGAUCAUUUUGAGAGCAAUAUACAACUUUAUGAAGACGAAGGUCCACCAAAAGAUUGGGUAUAUUGAUGGAACCCUAUCAGCUCCUUCCCAAUUCUCGGAUGCAGAGCACAAACAAAUUAAUCCUGCCUACACUCUUUGGUACCGCCAAGACGCUAUUCUUCGUAGUGCCAUCCUUGGCAGUUGUUCGGCAGAGGUUCAGCUGCUGAUUGCACUGGCUUCUACAACGAGUGAUGCCUGGUCCCGUCUGACCACUAAUCUGGCUAAUAUGUCGAAGGGACGCAUUAUUUAUCUCAAGGCCAAAUUGGCAAAGAACCCACGUGGUACACGCUCGACUGAUGCAUUCUUUGCAGAUAUGACCAAAAUUGCUGCAGAUCUUGCUUUGGUCGGUAGCCCUGUUUCCGAUGAUGAUCUCGUUGUGCACAUCAUGACUCAACUCGGGGAUGAUUAUGAUUGUGAAUGCGAGCUCCGGGAUCGGGUGGCUGCGACAGAUGGGUUGAUAGCCACUACCAACAACACUCAACGCCAAUCUCGUGGUGGUUUUUCUCACCAUGGCUCUUUCCACGGUCGUGCUGGAAAUCGUGGUGGUGGUCGUUCCAAUUCACAUGGUUCCACUAGCAAUAAUCGUUCCAAUCGUUAUUGUCGGUUCUGUGAGUAUCCUGGCCAUGACACUCGGUUCUGUCGUAAGCUCCAACAGUUUUUGAAGGACAACAAUUGUUCUUUUGGAGAAAAUUCCUUGUCAGCAGCCACUGCCAAUUUGACGAUUUCCCCUGGUGGCACCAGCAAGGCAACUCCACAAUGGUUGGUUGAUAGCGUCUUCGUCUCUUCCUUUUCUGUCAGUCUCCACGCCCAUACUGGCAGGAGCUUUCCUUUGUCUGCUGCCCCAAGCUCCCACGUCCCUGAGGCUUCGGCCGGCAGUCUCCUGUCUUCCUCGUCGUCCCCGUCUACAGCACCUUCUUCCCAGUCCUCCUCCGCCAUGUCUUCUUCUUCCUCUGUUGUUCGUCCUCCCCGACCACUUCAAGAGAAAAAGUUGAACACCCAUUACUUUAAUGACAAAUUUAUUAAUCAUGUUGCCGUUGCAGAACCUCUUACUUACAUGCAGGCACGGACUGAUCCCAAGUGGAGAGCGGGAAACUAAGAAAGCAGAAUCAUCUAAUGCUGCUGUGGGGAAUCACCAUGGCAAUGUAUGUCAAUAUAAUGGUGGACACUCUCCUUGGUCAUAGAGAAAGCACUACCUUAGGGGUACCAACAUGUAUUUGAUAAAAAGCUGACAGAUGAGCGAUGGAAACACGCCAUACUUGAGACAAGGUUGGAUAGUAUUCGGGAAAUGGUUAACUGAGGACGAGUGGAUGUAUCCCCUAUUGAGGAUAUGGUACGAGAAGCUAGAUUGCGAUGGUUUAGGCAUGUGUGGUAGCGAAGCGCAGAGGCACCAAUACAGAGGUGCGAGUGAUUUACGGUAAUGGGUAGGCCUUGAAGAAAGAGGUGAUUAGAUA
This is a messenger RNA of Cuscuta campestris, 2251 nucleotides long. The record is from the annotation of a GenBank genome assembly. Lineage: Eukaryota; Viridiplantae; Streptophyta; Magnoliopsida; Solanales; Convolvulaceae.